AUGGAAAUUCUGCGGCCGUUAAGCUGCUCUCCAGUUAAUGUUCAGAACCCUCAAUCCCACACCCUCGUCAUGUUGAACCGACUCCUCCGGCCGCAGACUCCUCUGCGUGCAUUGUCCGCUCUCUCUCAAAAACCCGUCGCCGCCCUCCCACGCUUCCAGACACGACAGUUGCACCGAGUCCCCCAGUUGACGCACGAUGCGUACUUCAAGGCCAAUGGUAUUCCGGAGCUAUUGUCGCCAGAGGCAUUUGACUUUGCUUGGACGCAGUAUCAAACUCUCCUCAUUGAUAAACUGAAUCUCUUGACACAGGACACCGUCGACGCUGAUACGAAACCUGGAGACCUGUUGAUCAAGUACUCCCGGCGCCCGGAGAUGGCCUCCGUUUUCAACUACGCCUCAAUGGCUCACAACAACCACUUUUUCUUUAACUGCUUGUCACCCACCCCCACUCAGAUUCCCGACAAGUUCGCCAAGGACAUUAUCGACACCUGCUCCUCUGUCGAAUCGCUGAAGCUCGACUUCCUUGCAACCGCCAACGCCAUGUUCGGGCCCGGUUUUGUAUGGCUGGCUAAGAACCUUGAGCGGGAAGGAUUGAUGCACAUUUUCUGCACCUACAACGCAGGCUCGCCCUACCCAGCUGCUCACUCCCGGCGCCAACCGGUAGAUAUGGCCACCCACAGUCCCGAUGCCCCUCUUGGCAACAUGUACGCCGGCUCAAUGGGUGCCCACUCCUUGAACCAGAAGAACAUGGCUCCUGGCGCCGUAGACGUGCAGCCCAUUCUGUGUGUCAACACCUGGGAGCAUGUCUGGAUGAUGGACUACGGAAUCGGCGGCAAGGCCGAGUACCUGGAGCGGUGGUGGGACCGGAUCAACUGGGAGACUGUGUAUGAUAACUACAACGCGGUCAGCUCGCUGAAGGGAGGGCGUCACGCGGCCAACCGGAAUCGCAGCCUAAGCAUGCUAUGA
Messenger RNA from Aspergillus fumigatus Af293, 966 nucleotides. It is a transcript of the gene sod4, whose product is annotated as mitochondrial 37S ribosomal protein mS42. Gene Ontology annotation, biological process: superoxide metabolic process. NCBI's taxonomy places the organism in Eukaryota, Fungi, Ascomycota, Eurotiomycetes, Eurotiales, Aspergillaceae. The record is from RefSeq and is a predicted model, not a curated record. Gene Ontology annotation, molecular function: metal ion binding; superoxide dismutase activity.